AUGGAGACGUGCUGCGGCCAGGCAUUUGGUGCGGCGCAGUACAGCCUGCUGGGCCUGGUGCUGCAGUGCGCCCAGGCGCUUUGUCUACUGAUUGCCGCGCCCGCUGCAGCCGCCUGGGCCGCGGGCGCGAUGGGCCCGCUGCUCCUGUGGCUGGGACAGCCCCCCGAGACGGCGGCCGCGGCGGGGCGCCUGCUGCAGCUGACGUGGCCGGUGCUGCCGCUGCUGGCCAUCUCGGAAACAACCGGCCAGUACCUUCUUGCCCAAGGAGUGGCAGCACCCGCGUCGGUGACCGGCCUGCUGCAGCUGGCCGCGGCGGCGCCGGCGUUCUGGCUGCUGGUGCAGUGGCUGGGCUGGCUGAGGGGCGUUGCUGCGGCACAGGUGGCAUUGCAGCUGCUGGCGGCAACGUUUGUGACGUCAUGGCGCGUCAUCCGCGACCGAAGGGUGUCCAGGAGUGACCCUGACCGGGCCACCUGGCAUGGUUUCACCCUGGAGUCUCUAAAGGGUCUGCCCAGCUACACACGCUUUGCUGUGCCGGCCGCCUGCAUGGUGUGCCUGGAGUGGUGA
Molecule: messenger RNA, 564 nt
Organism: Monoraphidium neglectum
Lineage: Eukaryota; Viridiplantae; Chlorophyta; Chlorophyceae; Sphaeropleales; Selenastraceae
Exons: 6
Coding region: 1-564 (187 amino acids)
Biological process (GO): transmembrane transport
Cellular component (GO): membrane
Molecular function (GO): xenobiotic transmembrane transporter activity; antiporter activity
Source: RefSeq, a predicted model, not a curated record